Molecule: messenger RNA, 1548 nt
Organism: Scomber japonicus (chub mackerel)
Lineage: Eukaryota; Metazoa; Chordata; Actinopteri; Scombriformes; Scombridae
Product: E3 ubiquitin-protein ligase RNF26-like
Exons: 2
Coding region: 56-1483 (475 amino acids)
Biological process (GO): protein ubiquitination; ubiquitin-dependent protein catabolic process
Molecular function (GO): ubiquitin protein ligase activity
Source: RefSeq, a predicted model, not a curated record
UGUCUCUGAAUGUUUGUUGUGCACAGAGAAGAAGAAGAAGAAGAAGGAAGGAAAAAUGCUAAAAUCAUGGCUGCACUUUUAUAAACAUUUACUAGUUUUACAUCUUUCUGAGCCAUGUUGCCAAGGUGAGUCAUCAGCUGUGAUUCUGUCUCUUCUCCAGUUUAACAUGGAUGAAGUGAACCUGGUGUCGGUGGCGGUGGGCAGAUGUGCGGACGCCUGCUGUCUGCUGCUGGAUCUGCUGGUCAGGACGUUCAGCUGGCUUCUCCGCUUCCUGUCGGGCGUGGGCGUUUCCCUCCACGGCGCUCUGCUCGCUCUGAACGGCUCCACUCUGCUGGAAUACUGCAACUUCGCUCUGUUCUCCUUCCUCACCGCCACGGAGGCCGUCUCCAGCGCCGCGCACGGAGUCCUGCACGCGCUGGACGGCUGGCUGCAGACGCUGGGAGGAGUGUGCGAGAGCUUCAAGAUGGUGGGUCACCUCUCGUGUCACGUGGCGUGGCGGACCAAAGACGUGCUGCACCGCGGCCUGAUCUCCGCCAGCUGCGUCCUCAGACAGAUGUGUGAAGGCGUCUGCAUCGCGCUCAGCCUCGUCCUCUAUCUCAUCAACACCGUGGUGAACAUCAUCCUCAUCGCCAUGCAGAACGGCGUGUCGGCGGUGGCGGGCGCCUGGGACGCGGUGGCGGAUCCGGUCCACAGGCUGGUGGAUCUGGCUCUGACUCUGCUCACCUUCCUGUACAGCUGCUUGGUGGGAGCGUCGGUGCUGCUGUGGACGCCCUGCCAGCUGUUACUGGACCUGCUGGGAGCGCUGGGCCGCGUCUUCAUCACCGUCUUCAUGGUCGACACGUACGGCGUUCUCAUCUCGGCGGCCGUCAUCUCGGUGGCGCUGCUCGUACUGAACCCCAGACUUCCUGUCGUCGUGGGUCAGCUGAGCCUCCGCUUGGUCGGCUCUUUACCCGGAGUCCAGAGGAGCCUUCGCAGGAUGUACGCAGUGAUCGUAGAACCGGCUCUGACCUAUCAGGUGGUUCGAACCCGGGCUACACAGGAAGUGACCCGGACCAGGUUUCCGUUCACAGACACGGCUGCUUUACUCCCGUCUGAGGCUGACUUCCUGAUUCCAGCGACUGAGUCGAUCCAAACGGACUCUCCUCAGCUCCUCGCUCAGCAGGAAGGCGAGCCGGUGAGCAGCGAGGUCGGUGACAUCAGCAGGACUAACGCUUCCCCGCCAGCCUCGGCUCCGGACGGCGGCGGCGGCGGUGACAUCUCUCCGUCGGACGGCGAGCUGCUCAGCCUGCUGAAGGAGCAGGAGGAGAGGAAGAAGUGCGUCAUCUGUCAGGACUUGAGUAAGACGGUGCUGCUGCUGCCGUGUCGUCACCUCUGUCUCUGCCGGCACUGCGCCGACAUCCUGACGCAGCGCCGAGCCGUCGCUCAGCGCUGCUGUCCGCUCUGCCGUCAGCCAAUCACAGAGACCAUGGACGUCUUCCUCUGACAGCGUUAACGACCAGACUGACUUCAAGCUGCUGACACUUAAAGUGAUGGUUCGACCGAGCGUCA